Messenger RNA from Colletotrichum siamense, 1080 nucleotides. RefSeq lists its product as uncharacterized. Lineage: Eukaryota; Fungi; Ascomycota; Sordariomycetes; Glomerellales; Glomerellaceae. The transcript has 2 exons. The coding region runs from base 1 to 1080 and encodes 359 amino acids. The record is from RefSeq and is a predicted model, not a curated record.
AUGAGGCCUGAAAAGCGACCUGCGCCGGACGGCGAUGACAAUACCGGUGAUGGCAAAAACAUUGGCAACGUCGGUAUCUUCGGCAGCAGCAAAUUCGGUCCGUUCAACGUCACCGAAUCCCCCGCUCCCAAGAAAGCCAAGCCGGUCGUCACAAAGCAUGAAGACUCCCGUGGUCCCGGUGCCAGUCCAUUCGUUCCAUCCACGACGCCCAGAGGACUGCAUGAACCCUGCGUGGGAAUCGGCAGAUUGAGCAAGAGCAUCGUCGCUAUCCGCGCGGGACCCGGCAGAGAGACCUUCUUUGUCCACCCACACUUGCUCAUGGGCUGCAGCGAGUUCCGCAGACAGCUGGGCACGGUGGCCAACGGUGUCACAGAGAUCGAUCUCCCGGACGAGGACCCCGACAUCAUCAGCUUGAUGAUAUUUUGGUGCUAUGAAGGCAAAUUGCCUUCUGUGAAGUUCUCUCAACAACAGGAACCUACUUUGGGGGGUGCAGAUGCCACAAAUAAAAAUACCCCAACUCAGCCAUCACGAGGACCCAUGACCACUGAGAGAAACGUAAGCGUUACCACGGUCGGAGACAAACUCGCAACUCCCAAGUUAUUCGUUCCUGAUGUCUUCACAUGGAACGCCUAUCUUGGCGAGACGGGUUCCAGUCCACGCAAACCGUUCCGGCCUGAGUUUUAUCAACUCAAAAUACUCAAGUUGGCCAUCAUGGCAAGCAAGAAGGACUGGCCCGAGCUCUUCCGGAGUGCAGUGAGGAUUUACUGCAAGGGCGAGUUGCAGUUCAACCGGACUUGCCCCGCUGUCUGUCACAUCGAUGCAGUUUGUACCUUCAACGCCCCGAGAGAGGUGAGCGGGCUCAUGAUGGACUACGCCAGAUAUCUUUUUGACAAGCACGGCACGCUCUUCACCUUCGCCAGCAACACAAACCCGUCUGUGGCGAACUUCAUGGCCGAGCUUCGCACCGUGGAGAAAUACAGCAAGGUUUCCAGCGAGAAUCCGCUUCGCCGAUACGCGCCCCCAGCUGAGGAUGUGGGCAAAAACAACGAUGACAGCAAGGAAGGAAGUGGCCAGGUCUGA